Filobasidium floriforme is the source of this 1116-nucleotide messenger RNA. RefSeq names its product chaperonin 10-like protein. Lineage: Eukaryota; Fungi; Basidiomycota; Tremellomycetes; Filobasidiales; Filobasidiaceae. The coding region runs from base 1 to 1116 and encodes 371 amino acids. The record is from RefSeq and is a predicted model, not a curated record. Gene Ontology annotation, molecular function: oxidoreductase activity; zinc ion binding. The transcript has 8 exons.
AUGUCCACCUCCAACGCCCCUACCAAGAUGAAAGCGCUCGUCUACCGAGAUGCCAACCAGGUCGAAGUCGUAGAAAAGGAUAUCCCUACUCCUGGACCAGGCGAGGUGGUCGUCAAGGUCACGACGAGUGGAUUAUGCGGGAGCGAUCUGCACAACUACAGGGCCGAGGCUUCCAGCUUUACCAGUACCGGGUUCACCAUGGGCCACGAAUUUACCGGCUACAUCCACUCUGUCGGCCCCCCCUCCGAUUCCUCUUCCUCAGAACCCUCGUCCACUCCCAACCUUCAAGUCGGCCAGCGCGUAGUCUGCCCCUUCACGACCUCUUGCGGCGACUGCUGGUUCUGCCAACGCGGCCAGACCGGACGAUGUACGAAAGGAUCCCUCAUCGGGUGUCCGAAGUUGGAAGGAGCUCAGGCUGGGUAUGUCAGGGUCCUGCUGGCGAGGACCACGUUGUUUGAGGCUCCGGAAGGGAUGCCGGAUGGGCAUCUGAUCUUGAUGGCCGAUAUCUUCCCUACGGGUUGUUUCGUCGUCAAGAACGCCUGGGACAUGUUGGGCGAAGUUGAGAGGCAGGACGCUACAGCGCUUGUCAUCGGUUGCGGACCCGUCGGACUCUGCGCUAUCAUGGCGGCCAAAGCGAGGUUCAGCAAGGUCUUUGCUAUCGACCCGGUCCCCGAACGAAUGGAGAUGGCCAGGAAAUACGGAGCGAUCCCCUUGACCCAGACGGACGGCUCGUACACCGCCUCGCUCCUCGAACAAACCCCUUACGGGCCCGACGUCGUCCUCGAAGUCGUCGGCAACCCCUCCGCUCACGCCCUCGCCAUCGAUCUCGUUCGGAUCGGUGGGGUCGUCGCCUCUUGCGGGGUCCACUCGGCCGCCCUGACGAUCAACGGAGACACCGCUUACAACAAGAACCUGAAGUUUUGUUUCGGCAGGUGUCACGUCCGGGCGAUGUUCCCAUACGCCUUGGGGCUGUUGCAAAAGAUCGGAAAGGAGACGCCGGAGUUGUUGGACGAUUUCGUACAAAAGGUCGUCAGCAUCGACGAGGCUCCAGAGUACUAUCGCCUGUUCAACGAACGCAAGAUCGGCAAGGUCGUCUUCGAGUUCUCGGACGUUUAG